AUGGCAAAUCCAAAUAAAAAUCGCCCAAGCACUGGCAAGAAUAAGGAACCAAACGAUAUCAAACCGGUCACUGAGGACUCGAGGUUCAAAUCGGUUCAUAAUGAUCCCAGAUUCAAAUUUCCAAAUUUCAAGAAUUUAAAAGUCAAGGUAGAUGAUAGAUUCAGCAAAAAGGAAUUGAAAAAGCUUACCGGAAGCAAAGUCAAGAUUGACAGGUAUGGAAGAAAGCUUGAAGAAAAAGAUCAAGAACUUAACAAGUACUAUGAAUAUGGCGACGAAAGCUCAAGCCAGGAAAGUGAGGAAGAGCACCUGGGAGAGGAGCUGGACGAGGAGGAGGAUGAUGUGGAAGCUUUGAGUCGCAGAAUUCGAGGCGAAGAGGAAGAGUUGGAUAGAGCAAGAGGUAAAGGUCUUGCUAGUUCCUCAUCUGAGCUGUCAUCUGAUGAUUCUUCAUCAGAUAGUGAACUGGAGUUAGAGGAAGUGGAGAGCGAGUCUGAGAUUGAGUUGGAAGAAAAUGCACCAGGAGAAGCAGACCCAACCUCAUCCUUUGCUGUUGUCAACAUGGACUGGGACAACUUGAGAGCAGAAGAUUUGAUGGCCACAUUCUUGUCGUUUGUACCAAAAGGUGGAAAUAUCCAAUCGGUUAAAAUCUACCCUUCAGAGUUUGGAAAAGAGAGGAUGCAGAAGGAAGAAAUAGAAGGACCACCAAGGGAAUUGUUCAAAAAAAAGGGUAAGAAGAUGGAAGAGUCGGAUUCAGAGUCAGAUUUAGAUUCCGAUGUUGACAUCCAAGAUCCUAAAGAAUUGGAAAGGGUUACACGUAAAUUGUACGAGCAGGAUGAUGGAAAAGAGGAUUACGACAGCAAGGCUUUACGUCGAUAUCAACUCCAGCGAUUAAGAUAUUAUUACGCCAUCGUGAAGUGUGACUCUGUUCAAACGGCGAAAAAUAUAUAUGAAAACGUUGAUGGUACGGAAUACGAAUCAACAGCAAACGUUUUUGACUUGCGAUAUGUACCAGAGGAUAUGGAGUUUGAUGAAAAUGAUGCGAAAGACGAGUGCUUCAAGGUAUCACCAAAUUACAAGCCUGAAUCCAGAUUUGUGACUGAUGCAUUGCAGCACUCCAAAGUGAAAUUAACAUGGGAUGAGACUCCAAAGGAACGGCUCACGUUAUCUUCAAGACCACUUUCUCAGAAGGAAAUAGAGGCAAAUGAUUUCAAGGCAUACUUGGCUAGUGAUUCAGAUGAAGAUGACGAAUUAGAAAAGAAUGGUGAUGGAUUUGAUUUGAAGUCCAAAUAUCAAAGCUUGUUGGGGAAAACUUUCAAAAAGGGUAGAGACUCGGGUGACGAAAGCGACGACGUGGAUAUGGAAAUAACAUUUGACCCAGGUUUAAAAGACGCAUCAGAAAAGGAAGCAGUGGAAGCAAACUCUGAGAAAACAACCAUCGAAGCUUACAAGAUGAAAGAGAAAGAGAGACGUCAAAAGAGACUCAACAAAUUCAAGGAAAGUAAAUUGAAAACGGAACCAGAUGAAGAGGAGACAAGCAAUGCUUCAAAGAAGAAAAGCAAGGGUCGUCGUGGUAAACAAGCUGAUAAUGUAUCUGAAAAGGAAAAGGCCGAAUUGGAGUUGGUGCUCAUGGAUAAUGAUCAGAAGCAUGAACAUUUUAGCAUGAGGGACGUGCUCAAGAAUGAAAAGUCAAAGAAGAACAAAAAAUCAAAAAAGAAGAACAUUGAUCAAGAAAUGGUUCAAGACAACUUUGAAGCAAACUUGAAUGAUCCUAGAUUCGAUGAAGUUUUUGAAAGUCAUGACUUUGCGAUAGAUCCAACCAGUAGUGAGUUCAAGAAAACUGAGACAAUGAAAAAAAUUUUGAAAGAAAGAUCUGCCAGAAACAAAAAUGGAAACAGCAGAAGUCAUGAUAGAGACAACAAAAAACGUAAAAUCAAGGAUAAUGACUAUGAUAAUGCAAAAUCAAUUGCAAAGAAAUUGAAAAGUAAAGUGAAAUAG
This is a messenger RNA of Lodderomyces parapsilosis, 1992 nucleotides long. Its product is annotated as pre-rRNA-processing protein ESF1. The transcript has a single exon. Gene Ontology annotation, biological process: rRNA processing. Gene Ontology annotation, cellular component: nucleus. Gene Ontology annotation, molecular function: RNA binding. Lineage: Eukaryota; Fungi; Ascomycota; Pichiomycetes; Serinales; Debaryomycetaceae. The record is from RefSeq and is a predicted model, not a curated record. The coding region runs from base 1 to 1992 and encodes 663 amino acids.